CAUUGCCGUAGUUGCAGGUUGCAGUUUAUUUUCUAUUUAUUUUUCAAAAAAAUAGUUAAUUGCAAUAAUAGAAAAAUGGCUGCUCUGGUGGUUCAAUCCCGCUUCGCCGGUUUAAAGAUCGAUGACGACUAUCCUUCCAGCGAGACUCAAAAGGUCAAGAAGACUAAGCCUAGCACUGUUAAGAAACCUGAGCCACCAAAGAAAACUAAGAACAAUAACACCAAGUCUCAGAGUGCUGGCAAGAAGAAGAAGUCCAAAGCUCCUCAGGAGACAGCUGAGCAGUGGGAGCAGUGGAAACAGAAAGAUGAAGAGCUCGUUGAUGGCAACUAUGAAUCUGAAUUGCAACAGGCAAUUCUUCUAUCCAAACUGGACUACGAACAAAAGAAGGAUGUCUACAAGCAGUUUAAGAAAGAAGCGGAAUUGGAGAAGAAGACAGUAGAGAAACCCAGCAAGAAACAGAAAAAGAAAAAUGUGAUGAGCCUUGAACAGUUCAAUGAUAUGGUCAAUGCUGGUGAAGAACAAAGACAUAACCAUCAUGAGGAGUCGCAGCCAAACAAUUCUCCAAAGUCUGUUGACAAAAGCGAGGAGUUCUUUGCCAAGGUCCGGGAUGAUGCUAAGAAUGAAAUGCUGAAAGAGAAAAUCAACGAGAGAGUCAGAAACCAGAAGUCAAUACCUGAUGAAGUCAUUACGAGAGUCCAGUUCGCUGACACUCUUGAAAGGAAGGACAAGGAAAUAGCUGCAUUGAAGUUGGAAGUAGCUGGUCUUAAGCAGGAACUCCUCACAGUCAAGUUAAGGAAUAGGAAACUAUGCAGCAUUUUAGGGCAGGGCGAAAUGAAGGACAAGGCCGAGGUGCUGGUGGAGGUGGAGCGCCUGCGCGGCGUGCAGGCCGAGCUCAACACGGAGCUGGCGCAGCUGCACACGGCGCUGCAGCGCGAGCGCUCGCGCCACGCCGACUCGCGCACCAAGGACAAGAAGAAAAAAAGUGGAGGCGACAAAGAGAAAUAGCAGAUUUGGCAAUCGCCUCCAACUAAUGCAAAUAUGCGUGUGCACGGAAUUAUUUAGUUUCACUGAUAUUGUUCCAUUAAUAUACAUGAAAUGCAUAGCAGCUAGUAUUUAGGGAAAGGUACUUCCAUUAUUAUAGUCAAGAUGAAAAUAUCUCAAGUGAUAAUGAUUUUUCAUAGUAUAAAAUUCCUCAAAAUGUGUAAAUAUGAGUGAAACAAAUAAGCCCAUUUUAUAUGUUCUCAAUUAUAAGAGAGUCAAUUUGUGGAAUGUAAUUUUAAGCAUUUGAAAUCAUAAUCCGUAUGAAAAUUGUAUACUAUUUCUAUGGAUAAGUCUUUUGAGAUUUACUUCCUAUUACAAUGAAGAAAUGAAGAUCUCUUUUUUAAAGUAAAUUUUUUAGUUUGUAACAUAACAAAUUUAUUUGUCUCAAAAUAAAUGUGUUUAUGUGUUUGUAGUGACAAUUUGAACAUUUUAAACUUAAGAGCGGUUACAAACGGGGACUUUAGCAGCGAUGCUGUCGCUAAUCGUCUACAUUUGAUUUUAAGCAGCUAUGCAAACGCGAUACAAGCGCGCGACUGCAUCGAUACAAACGCGCGAUUGCAUCGCUACACUUCGGAUUUAUAGGCGAUUGCAUGAGUUUGCAUCGAUGUAAUCGCUUAUAAUCGCAAUUGUAGCGAUACAAUCACGCAAUUCAUGAACGCGCGUUUGCAUCGGUGCUAAAAACCACCGUGUGUAACCAUUCUUACUGGUACAAAAUGAACACUAUACAUACUGUGAUUA
Messenger RNA from Hyposmocoma kahamanoa, 1779 nucleotides. RefSeq names its product G kinase-anchoring protein 1-like. Gene Ontology annotation, biological process: signal transduction. The coding region runs from base 76 to 1005 and encodes 309 amino acids. The record is from RefSeq and is a predicted model, not a curated record. Gene Ontology annotation, cellular component: Golgi apparatus. NCBI's taxonomy places the organism in Eukaryota, Metazoa, Arthropoda, Insecta, Lepidoptera, Cosmopterigidae. The transcript is spliced from 7 exons.